GAAACCGCCGAGUAAAAAUAUAAACAUCAAUAGUUAACGUUUUAGCGCGGGAGCACUUAGUAAAAGUGAAAGGAACAGGUAAAAAAUAGUAGAUCUGUGAAUAAGAAAGUUAAAUUCAUGAGAAGAUAACCAAAAAGAUGGGGCAACUCGCAGUUAAACUAAAAGAGCUGGUGGAACGAAUCGAGUGGCGACUGGAGGGUAAACACGAGGCCUUGAGCACUGAUGGAAGCUACGACAGCAUCUCCCGUGAGGAUAACAGCAAGCAGACGAGCACGGACGAUAUCUAUCAAGAGGACAAAGACUUACUCAGAAAAGUCCUCGGAAAACUCGAGCUGAUAGAAACAGUGGUCGAGACCCAGAGAAAUAAACUAGAAACACAAGAAACCAAGAUUAAAGCAUUGAAGAACACCAUCAAAUUAGCCGAGAAAAGCGGGAGGGCAGUUUAUAAGGAGGACGCAUCUGAAGCUAAUGAUUCCGAAACAGAGAAAGACUCUACGUUUGGAAGGAUAUUCGACUCAAUAUUUCAGGAAAAAUCGAAAGUCGAGGAUUCCCCUACGACCACAGACAUUUUAGAUCGACACAGUGACAGACUCCAAGAACAAGAGGAAAAGCUCCAGGCGGUUUUGGAAAAAGUUGGGAACAUAAUGGAUACCAUACAAGAUGAACAAGGUUUGUGCAAGAAUAUGUCUGAGCUUAAGACGACACUUGCUACUAUACAGACAUCCUUGGAUAAGCUUUGGCUUGACCAUGAUGCUGUCAAGAGGAAGAGUAAUGAGGAACUAGAAACGCACCAGAAACUCCUAGAUAACCUUUUCUCUGGAUUUGUAGUAGCUUUUGUUAUUUUGGUGUUCAUUUGUAUGUGUACAUAACAUUCUUCUAAAGAAAUAAAAUCUUUUACCUGUAUAAUUUAAAUAAUCACAAUAACUUAAAAAGGUUAUCUUCAAGUAAAAAAAUUGGAAAAUGAUCUGCAAUUCAUAGAUCCGACAUGUCAAUCAUGCGGGCACGAAUAGCCAAUCAGGAACGAGAUGGUGCAAUGACAGCCAUGUUGUCCCACAAAAAGUCGCCAAUCGACGCCGAAAAAGAUUGGUUUGAGAUAUUUUUCUGCGAAUCUGGACAAGCAAAUAAGCAUUUUCCGGUCAGCGUAAAAGUGCUAGCCCUGUUUUCUUUGCUUGGCUGCUUUUAGUGUAGAGUUGGGACUCAAUUGUAGAAAAACACGUAAAAUUUACUACCAAAAAACGAAAAACAAAAAGCAAACAAACCACUUACAAGAGCAGUGUAAGUCCUACCAUUAAACUUGUGUUUGAUAUUAUACCUAGGCUACUUAAAUUACAUAUAGGAAUGAGACUGUCGUUUGCAUUUUUACUGUAAAUCUUGACGUUUGCCGAUAAAACUUGUAGUUAGAAGUCAGACGUAAACAGAGAAUCCGCCUUUCUCCUCUGAUUUUCCCCGCACUUAAAUCACUGCAAGUUAAAAAUAUAGCUUUGAAAACACAUAAACACUUAGUACCUACCGUAGAGAGCACCGCUUUAUCUUAUCAUUUCCAAUUUUUAAUAUUUUAAGCUGGAUUCGUGACAUUUCCAUUCAACAACCAAACUCGUAGUUAUCUAUUUCUAUGCUUCAUUCACACAAGAUUUUCACCAAGCUUGGACAACAAGACAAGUUUCCAUCAUGUUAGGUUACUGUGUUUUAUUUUCCAAGUCGCAGUCUGUAUUUAAAAUAACUCCGGGCAGGACUCGCUGACCUCAUCCGAUAUGUUGUACAAUUUGUGGGACUUUUGCGGGACUUUUGGGUUGCACGUCGCUGGCUUCCAUUUGCUGCUUUCUGAUUGGAUAUCCAUGCGCGCGUCGGAUCUAUGAAUUAAGUAAUACGUAGAUAAUAGAUUUGAUAAGACAGUCUCUCUGGCAACUUAAGAUACAUCAGAAACUUUGUGAAAACCUUUCAUCAGAAUGUAUACCAGCUUUUGUUAUUGUAGAAUUUAAUAUUACAUUAUUUUUUUUAAACUAUAUAUAUAUAUACAUAUAUAUAUAUAUAUAUAUGUAUAUAUAUAUAUGCAAAAGCCAAGAUUUACAUCAAUUUCAUUUUAAGAUAUGUCUUUAUAUGGCUUUAAAUUAAGAACUACAUAAAUUUAGACAUUCUUUUAAAAUACAUAAACUUGUACUUCUUUUUGAUUCUUAAAUACCAAGUACAAAUUAUUUGCUGAGUAACUUAAUAAGUAUAUUAACAUUAAUAAAUAUAUGUUUAUAAUAUUAUAUAAUUAGUAUACAUUUAUAGUCUUACAAGCCAACAUAGAUUAUUUGCUUACUUAAAAAAAAACAGCAAAAUAAAUUUUCUGAAACAAAGCCAAA
Messenger RNA from Nematostella vectensis (starlet sea anemone), 2345 nucleotides. RefSeq lists its product as uncharacterized. Lineage: Eukaryota; Metazoa; Cnidaria; Anthozoa; Actiniaria; Edwardsiidae. The transcript is spliced from 4 exons. The record is from RefSeq and is a predicted model, not a curated record. The coding region runs from base 138 to 869 and encodes 243 amino acids.